Messenger RNA from Daldinia vernicosa, 324 nucleotides. RefSeq lists its product as uncharacterized. The transcript has a single exon. NCBI's taxonomy places the organism in Eukaryota, Fungi, Ascomycota, Sordariomycetes, Xylariales, Hypoxylaceae. The record is from RefSeq and is a predicted model, not a curated record. The coding region runs from base 1 to 324 and encodes 107 amino acids.
AUGCAGUCAUUUACAACACUCGUUUCGAUUCUCGCCAUGAUGCCCGGCUUACUCGUUAACGCUUGCGAUUGCCAUCAUAACAACGACGCCGGCCGAUGGAAGGGUUCUCAAACCCCCUCCAGUGCCAUCGCAGAACUUUGCAAGGAAGGAGGCGCCUGCAAGGAAAAUGGUCAUGGAGCUAGGCUUUGUGUUUUAGGGGAUAUCUCGCAGUGUCUCUGCGCCGUUGAGGCGGCUGAGAGCUGGCAGAGCAAACAUGGAGGAGAUUGGUUCCUGUGGUCUGGCGUCAACUGCGGCGACUUGACUGUCACAAUGAACGCUGCUUAA